AUGUAAAAUAAAAUACCACAGGGCUCUUAAAAAGCCUCGCACGUUUCUGUCCGCGCUAUGCUGUGAAAUAUGGCAUGGACUAUAGAUUCGUAUACGUGCAGGAAUAAAUGGUUCGUGCGUCUGUGUGCGUGCCACACGAUAGGACGACGGGCGCGAUAGGUAGCGGUAAGAAAGGAGAGAGAAGAAGAGAGACAGACAGAAAGUGAGAAGGAGAGAGAGCGCGGUACCGUUAGUGAGCAUGCGCCUACAGCCACCAUAGCUCCGCCUUUCUCGGCGCGAACGAUGCCUUUGGGAUUUGUCCCCGGUCGAACCAAUCAGCUGGCCACGCUGAACGUCGAGCGGUGCGCGGCGGGGAGGGGGCCGCGCGGGAUGGGGAUGGCUGUGUCAGGGACGCGCGGGCGUUUCGGAGGUAGUCGUGUUAUACCGUGUGGAACAGGGAGACAGCUAGCAGCAGCGGCAGCAAGCAACGGUAGUGGUAGUAUCAUCGAUAGCGGCGACGACGGCGGAUAACUAUUAUCGCCCAAGCUCUUACGGGGCUCUCAUAGCUGCACCAGCAAAUUUUCGCGGGGUGCCGUUGGGGAAAAAAAAAAAACGACGACGCGCGAGAAGUGAAAACACACGAAGCAAACGACACACCGUUUGGCAUCGUGCGCCGCGAGAGACAAGCGUGGUGGUAGUGGUCGGUAGUUUGUGUUGGUGGUAGUGCGAGUCGGGAUACACGUACACACGCGCGAUCAGCCGAAGCGUGCACAUAGGUGUGACUGCGCAGUCGCCAUGUGAGUACCUGAUGAAGAUAUGACUCUCGAUGGAAUGAUUGAAACUGAUGUGAACGUGAAUGUAAAAUGGCAAGGAGAAAAAGGACUAUGCGCAGUUGAACAUUGGUCGGCGAGAGCUACUCAUUUUCUUCUGUGAGAACAUCUGCAUCUCUGUUUUUCACAAAAAGGGUAUAACAAGGAAACAUGACCGAUGUUAAACCGAUUGGAAUUUCGACAUCGCAAUCGCAACAGCAAUCACAACCCCAGCAGCCACAACAACAAGCGCAACAGCAACAAAUGAUGAUUGCCACUCAUGACUUACAACAGCAGCAGCAACAGCAGAAUGUUCAGCAGUCGCAGCAACAGCAUGUGCAACAGCCGCAGCAGCCUCAACAGGUCCAGCAACAAGCCCAAGUGCAGCAGCAACAAGUUCAACCACAGCAACAGAUGCAACAAGUCCAGGCGCAACAACAAAUACAAGUUCAACAGCAAGUGCAACAACAAGUCCAGCAGCCACAGCAGCAGCAGCAACAACAGCAAUCGCAGCAGUCACAACAGCAACAGAAUAAUGGACCUCACAAUGUUGUCCCCACUCAGGUUCAAGUGCAGCCGCAAGUAGCUGCAAGCAUGCCACAACAAUUGCAGGGAGUCAAUGUUGCGGUGUCAAUGCAGCAUCAACAACAAGGAGGUGGUGCGUCUAUGACAUUAUCUGGUCAACAAGGCGCAACCACCAUAACUACAAUGGCUGCACAUCCACAAGCGGUUCAAGUUAUUCAACAACCGAUUCAGAGUCAGGCUUAUCAUUUACAACAAUUGUAUAAUACUCAAGGUACACCUUUAUUGAUGCCAGGAAAUCUUGCGCUCCAUCCAGCAGGCAUAAAUCCUUCUUCAAUUCAGGUAAUAACAGCUGGAAAGCCAUUUCAAUCUGCAGCUCAACUAACUCCUCACAUGUUAGCUACGACAUCGACACCUGGACAAGGAGCUGGCCAUCCAGGUGCCGGUGGCACCAAAGUCCCAGGAUUUCCCGCUGGUUAUUUACCAGUACCCACAUCCGCCAAUCCCGGUGCUGGGCAGACACUAGUAUUCGGUCAGCUCGGUGUAUUAGGUUCUCCACAACCACCACCUUCACUACAACAACAACAACAACAGCAAUCUACGAACAAGCAAGACCAAGUACAAAAAUAUACAGCAUGUACGACCGGGACACCUUCAGGUGGGAGAACUGGUGGCAUGCAGUUUGCACCCUGGCAAUUCGCGCCUCAAGUAUGGACCACCGGAUUACAACAACCGACCUUACUUACUGCUGCGCCUAACCAAAUAUUCAUUCGCGGUCCCACGCAAACUGAUAUGUUUAUACAAAGCCCACAGCCGAUACAAGCGCACAAUGCUCUCGCGACACAGCAACAAAUACAAGGUGUGCAACAGAUAACGGCGACCGGUGGAAAGCCUGCUAAAGUGAUGGAUAUCCAACAGCAACAGUCCCAACAGAGUAAACAGAACACGUCCAUACAGCGGCCAUUGAAUAUCCUCCCGUCUUCCUUAGCAGUACAAACUGCCAAUGUUCGAGCUAGUUCUGUCUCCACUCAGACGGUUUAUGGAGUACAAACUACAAUACAGGGUAAGGGUGGCAGUGGUAGUGGAAAAGGUCGUGGCAAGCCAAUACAAUCCCCACAACAACAACAACAGCAGCAGCAACAACAGCAAACCCAACCAGCAAUACAGCAACAAGUCUUUAUACAACAGAAACAGCAUACGCAGCAACCACAACAGCAGCAACAGCAACAGCUACCACAACAGUAUCAACAAGUGCAAUCUUCUCAAAUACAGACUAAGCCUAUUAUGACGAAUAUGACGUUGCAACAACCACCACCUGGCGUUGUACUCGGAGCCGAUCGUUCUAUUAUGCCAGUAGUUUCGGUGGGUGGAGUUGGAGUCGGAGUUGGGAUAGCUGCUACAUCACAAAUGAAUCCAAUAUCGCAACCUCCGAUGUCGACUAUGCAGCAACUUCCCUUACCAGCUAUCAAUCCAACGAUUAUUGGUAAUCAAAUAAUGAGCGGUGCAUCGCAGGUUCAAGCGAUGCCAAUCGUGAAUGCGACGCAGGAUCAACCGCACGAUAACACCAAUUCAACGAUAAUGAUUACGUCGCCGGAUCGUAAUCCGCAAACUGAAUGCUCUUUGAUACUGCCAUCUACUACGAAUCCUCCGUUAAUGACCGAUGAUAGCGUAAAACUAGAGGCGAAGAAGGAAGAUGCACCUGUCACUACGGAAGAGAUUACGCCAGUAUCUCAGGAAAUAACGGAUGGAGACCAGAGUAAGACAGUGAUGAAAGAAGAAACGAUUGCUCCAAAAGUGGAUGAGAAACAGUGCAAUAACCCAUUAGCAGGACUUGCCAAUGCAGUAAAUGCGAUUACGAAUGGUGUGGUCGGCGAGGAGUCACAGACUAUACCGAUCUCCGCGACAGUCAUAGUGAAUAAUAAACAGGCACCACCUAAAGCCAUGGUGAAACCGCAGGUCCUUACGCAUGUGAUAGAAGGAUUUGUGAUACAGGAAGCGUCAGAACCAUUCGCGGUGAGUCAAGAAGCUACUAAUAUUCUUAAUCGGAACACCGUCAUGGAAAAAGAAACAACCGAGGAACCUCCAAAAAAGAAACAUUGUUCUAACUAUUCGAAUGAAGAAGAUAGAACCAAUGGCCAAGUCAAUAAAUGUGAAGGCUGCGGUAACACGAUUGACGAACAGAACGUCAAGUUGAAGAAAGAAAAACGAUUCUGUUCAUCAGUAUGUGCAAAAAGUAAAAAACGUGAAAUGCGAGAGCGCGAGGCUACGGAGAAACAGUGGACUGAAAUAGAGACUGAAACUAUCGAUAAUGACGCAACGAAGAAAAAUGGCGAGGAGAGAUCGUUGUCUACGACUACCACAUCCUCUACUGAUGAAUCACUGCCAAAAGUGAAUCCAGUCAAAUGGACGGUGGGCGAAGUAUGCGAUUUCAUACGAGGUCUACCAGGAUGCGCCGAUUAUGCAGAGGACUUUGCGAUCCAAGAAAUUGAUGGACAAGCUCUUAUGCUGCUGAAGGAAGACCAUCUUAUGUCGGCGAUGAGUAUCAAGUUGGGCCCGGCAUUGAAGAUUGUUGCUAAGAUCGAUUCAAUGCGCGUAGAGUCGAACCCUUCGACGAAUAAUUCAUAACCAUCAAUCUAUCAGUAGUGGAUUCCUCCCAAAAAAGUUCAGAACAUUUCUAGCCUAUGAGCUACAGGGUUUGUGCAAGCAUUUGAUCAAGUGUAAAUGUAAUAGAAUUAAGUAUAUAAUUGCAACUGUAUGUAUCCGGGCGUACAUGUAAAAUGACAUGUAAACAUUAUACUGGUAUGGGCGAUUCCUAACUGAUAUAUUUUACCAGAUUUGAUAACGGUUGCAAUUCUUGAUUUAUUUUCGGAAUAAACUGUACAAUUGUAUUGCAUAUAUAAUUUACUUUUUAAUUUUACUUUUAGUUUUUAAGUAAAUUGCUAGAAAGAGACAAAGUAACACUUGUUCAUUUUUUAUUUUGAAUAUAUACACGAAAGUAAAAAUAAAUUACGUAAACUAUUAAUUGGUAUUUUAUGAUGAGAAAUGAGGAUACUUGUAUACUAGGCGCGUGGAAGAUACUCAUGAAUAAGAUUCUGAAGGACACAUUUUCGUUGAAUAAAAUCUUUCUUGAAAAAAUUUCCUUAAAAAUCAUUAUUCAAAAGUAUCAUCCAUACGUUAUUAUAAUUUCAUUUUAUUACAAUUAAUAUAUUUAAUCGGUUUGAUAAUGAUUUAAAAUACAUUUAAAGAUAUUGUUGUAUCCUUCUUUUUAGGAUUAUGUUAUUGAGUAUACGUUUAUUUUACGCACAAAAAAUGAUUCGGGUGGAAACAUACUCUCGAGAUAGUAAUACUACAUUAAAGCCCGUUUACAAUGUAGAUUAACUGUAAUCUCGAUUUAACUUUAUUUUUUUCUAGUUCCAAGAAUUAAAAAGAUUCAUCUUGAUUUCUCUUUUCAAAAUAAGUUAAAUCGAGAUUAAAGUUAAUCCUGGGGAGUGCUACUCGCACAUUUUUCUUUUACAUUAAUGCCAUUUUCCAAUUAUGGUGCAAUGAGUUAUGCGUUUGCUUUCUGUGCCGGAGACCCAAUCAAAUUUAAUCAAUUAGAAACAUGAUUUUUUUUUACUAUUUUUGAGACAAUAACAAAUCACUGAGAGUAUCUUGCCAGUAGGCCUAUUCUGUAACUCGUUAAGAGGUAUCGGUUUCGUUAUAUUGUCGUUGCGCAGCUUUUUUAUCAUAUAAAAUAUCUGCGUAACAACUGUAUAACGAUACCGAUACCUCUUAACGAGUUACAGAAUCGCACUGCAGGAAUACCCCUUCAAUUAAAUCGUUUGGAAACAUAUGUUAAAACUGUAAGUUCAUAUGUCCCGUUUUGUAAAAACAUCACAGAAAUAUUAAGAGAUUACCAUUUUGAUAAGAACCUAUAAUCUGAAGAAGAAAAAGAAUACUCUAAGUAAAAAUUCACCCACAGAAUUAAGAAUUUUUGAUUACUUUUUUUAUAAAUUUCGAGGUGUUACAGAAUAACUAAAAACAUUAUUUUAAUAUAAACAAAAUCUUAUUAAAUGUUUAUUAAUGUUAUUUAUUAAUUUAUUAACAUUAAUUAAAUGUUAAUGUUAUUUUAACCUAGCGAAAUUUUAGUAACAUAAAUUUUACUAAACUUAAAUUAAUAGUUGAUUGAAAAUUCAUCCACAGUAGCACUUCAAGUUUAAUCUAUAUUAUAAACGGGCCUAAACACAUUGGAUUUGUUUAGUUUUAACGUAUUUCGGAUAUCGAUAUUGAUUGAUGUUCAAAGACAUGUAUAUAUAAAAUGUCAUGUAAUGAUAAUGUAACAACAGAAUCAUGCGCUCAUUGAAUGAUUUUAUUAAUCCUAACAAUGUUUGUGUGAUCAGGAAGUUUGUGAAAAGAUUUUAUUCGACUUAUACACGAUUUCUAUACGAGUGCUUUCUCAAAGUACACUAUUUUGUAAAACUGGAACUGUCAAAGAAUAGAGUACAAGUUGUGUCCAUUAUUAUGCAAGAACGUAUAUUGUAAAUAUAAAACGUGGAUACAUCACGCUGUAUUUUGUACUCAAGAGUAAAUAUUACCAAUCAACAUACAAAAUGCAUUGCCUUCUAUACAACUCAUAGAUAAUAGCUUUGCAGUUACUGCUUCGUUAAAAAUGUUCUUUUCUUAUGCCAGGGUGAUAAUUUUUUAUUGCUCUUACAUUUGCUGCUUUCCAUUUAUCUGAAAGUGAGACUGAGUCACUCAGUAAUGUGAGUAUUUUACACUCGGAUAGUGACGUCAUUACUCAGUGAUUUAAAGAAACAUGCAAGUGAUCACGCUUAUUUUAAUGACAAAAUUAUCUCAAUAUAUAACCUUACUUCUAAAGUGAGUAUGCGAGACUCAGUAAAGCACACGAUCUUGAAAUUGCUCAGAUUGUAGAAAAACUCAGUUGAAUCUCACUUGUGAGAAUGCAAAAGGAACGUGUAUUUAACUGAGUUAUGACGUCACAAGUGAGAAUUACCUGAGUUUUGAUGUAAAUGGAAAGCAGCAAUAAAUAUUGGGGGAAGAAAGAAACUGCCUACUUGUCAUUUCAUAUUUUCGUAAAUAUAAGACGUGUAUUUGGUCAAUACGAAUUGUAAAUAAUAGAUGUAAAACAUUUAUUUAUUGUACAAAUUUGAUGGUAUGAAAUUUUAGUUGCUGAGAAUUAUCUUUCCGUUAUCACUACUAAUUUCGUUAGUCUAAUAGAAAAAAAGAUUAUCCUAUUUUAUAAGAGAAGUUAUUUCUGUCAUUAGUAUAAUAUUACAAGGAAUAUAAUAUUACAAGGAAGGAAAAUUAUUAUUUUUAGUAUUAAAUCUUUUCAAUAAAAUAAAAACUAAUAUGUAAUUUUUAGUAUGUUGACAUAUAUGUAGGGGCACAUUCUUAAAAUGUAUUCAGUAUAAAUCAAUUGUCAAUUCUAAGGAUAACCAAGCAAAGAUUGCUACUACUUUUAUAUACUUUUUUUGCCGUAAGAUUAAUUUAAUAUGUAUUUCGACAGCGUGCAAAGCAGCUGUGUUUCAAAUUUAACAGGAUCUGUUACAGUUUGAUUGUACAAUGAUUUCCAACUGCGUUUAUGCAGACCUAAAUAUAUAUAGUAAUAUAUGUCUUUAUACGUCGCGUAAGAAAAUCUUAGCAGAGGAAGCAAUAUAGCUACUAAAAAACGUGUAUCACAUUACUAAAUUUAUCCCACGUUCUAUUCAUGCCUAUUAAUAAAAAAUAGGGUCUUUACAUAAUGUAAAUUGAAUAUUAUAUGCAGCUCUAAAAUUUUUAUUUCGGUUGCAUCAACAAUUUGAGCUUAAUUUUUAACUCUGCUGGAGAAUAAUUUUCUUCCAUAUAUUACAAUUUUUUAAAAUUUACUUUUUUUUACAUGCCCCUCUAUAAAGCUUUUACUAAGAUAAAUAGGCAUACGGCGAAAAUUCAAUUAUUUAAUGCUAAUUGAAAUUAGUGGCCCACAUAGAUUUCAGGGACGCGAAAAUUUUAGGUUCAAAAUUUAGUUCUCAGUGAAGUUUUGAAAUGACUCAGGGCUAAAUGUUUCACAGUAUACUUUUUAUAAUGAAGAGAUAAACUGCAAUAGCAUUAACGAAGUUAUUACGAAAAAAAUUAUUAUACAUUAGAAAAGCAAGGAUUGAAGCAACUGCAAUUGAAAUUUCUCGAAUAAAGAAAAUGUAAUGAAUUACAAAUCAACU
Messenger RNA from Monomorium pharaonis (pharaoh ant), 7504 nucleotides. RefSeq names its product polyhomeotic-like protein 2. Gene Ontology annotation, molecular function: protein binding. Lineage: Eukaryota; Metazoa; Arthropoda; Insecta; Hymenoptera; Formicidae. Bases 960 to 3935 code for a protein of 991 amino acids. Gene Ontology annotation, cellular component: PRC1 complex. The transcript has 14 exons. The record is from RefSeq and is a predicted model, not a curated record.